Molecule: messenger RNA, 547 nt
Organism: Xylona heveae TC161
Lineage: Eukaryota; Fungi; Ascomycota; Xylonomycetes; Xylonales; Xylonaceae
Exons: 1
Coding region: 119-472 (117 amino acids)
Source: RefSeq, a predicted model, not a curated record
UUUGAGGUUUUGGUGGAUUGAGGUUUCGGUUAUUGAGGUUUAUUUCGGUGUAUUGAGAUUUCGCCGGAUUGCGGGAUGACGGCUGGACGGGUAGAGUUUAAAGGCGGGAUGCAGGUGGAUGAUGUUGCUGUGGAGGGGCGCGGUUUGGUGGUGGGAGGAAGGGUUGCUGUUGAUGUCGCUGUUGCUGCUGUUGCUUUGCUUACAUUGCCAUUGCCAUUGCCGAUAUAUACCCAGCAGGCCAGGUUGCCAGCCCUUGAGCUGUUUCGGUUGCCCUGUUGCACUUUGUACAAGUUAUAGUGCACGGCCAACUACAUCAAUGACAAGAGACCGGAACCAUUUGCAACAGAAAAUGGCUAGAAGAUGUGAUUUUCAGACAGGCAACCUUAUGAGAUGGAUGACUGGGCAAAGGGGGACCGAUAUAUUCUCGCGAGGGAAUUCAAAAACCUCAAGGUUUCCAAACUACGUACAAUAGCUCCGUAAGAGCGACACUAAGUUAUAUCAAUUGCCAGCCAGUGCCAGGUGGCUUAAGCCCGAGGUCUCUCGCCCC